AUUGUGCUGUGCGAAAAUCCUCUCCCGCAAGGCCCUAAAAUUCCCAAAUUUGCUGCUUGUGGCGGGAAAUCAAAGAGCCCCUUUGAGAGGGAAAACUGCAGCGAAAAUACUUUCCUUCCUCUCUGAUUUUCUUUUGUCGUCGGAAAAGUUUCCGUUUGAUCUGACGAGAACAAUGGCCGAAACCGCAACUCUUGGAAUUCUGGAAGAGAUUCGUUCCUUCGUCUCCGAUAGGCUUCAAGUGAUUUCCUACAAAUGGCUAAGUCGAAAUUUUUCGGUUUCCUCCAAUGCUGCAAAGAGACUUCUAGAGGAGUUCGUUGAAAAUCAUGGAGAUGGAUUAGUGGUGAUUUACUCUUUAUCUGGCUGGCUGAAGAAUAAUCCUACAACCCGCCAUAUAAGGGUUGUCCCCAAGCAUAUGCUUGCAGAUGCGAAACAAGAGUUCGAUGGAAAAUGUUCUAUUCAAGUUUACAGUAUACAGGCCUGCCUUCCUAAGGAUCCAGCAACGCUUUGGAAUCAUGAGUUUGUUCAGGCUGAAGAUCUUCAUAAGCAGCCAUCAACUGUUGAUAAUUGUUUGCGAGAUAACAGGUUUUCUGGAGUUUCAAAUUCAUUUGUUAAGAGAACAGCUGGAGGAACACCUUUGGGCACUGGAAGCCUGCAGGUGAAAUCAACAGGAGUCUCAGGUCUGUUGAGCAGUUCUUCUAUUCCUCAAAUUACAGCUGCUCCACAGUCUAUUCAGAAAACUGUUCAGAAUGCUGUUGCAAAUGCAGGGGUGAAAUCCCCUAGCAUUGCAAAGCCUGUGAAAACUGAAGGAAAUGUAAAGCCAGAUCUAGCACAGGUAGUAGAAAAAGAAAAAGUUCCCCGGUCUCUCCCUAACAACAAAAAGGGCCAAAAUGAUAAAAACUCUUCUGGAACUGGAGGUUCAUUAGCUAGCAUGUGGGGUCGUGCUUCCGCAAAGCCUAAGCCUGAUGCUUGCUUGGUUCAAGCUGACAAAGCCGGACAAGGCUCUUCUGUCAGCGCGGAAGCUCAAAUUUGUGCUCGUGAAUCAAUUGAACAUGAAAUUAGUGAUGAUGAUGACAAAGCUUUCAACGUAAAGAGAUCCUCUAAUGGUGAAGGCAGUAGAAAGAGAAGAGUUGUAUUUAAUUACUCGGAUGAGGAAGAUGAAUAUGAAAAUGCCAUAAGUCUAGGGUCACCUGAUCCUCCAAAGAAAUCUACUCUAUUCUCAAAAGAAAGUUCAAAUACUUCAAUCUCAGAGUGCAAUUUAAGUUUCAAGGAGAAGGAAAAUAAGCCAGAGGUCAAAGAAGAGAAAGUAUGUGAUGUAAAAGCUAACCAACAUUUAGGAGAAAAAGUUGCAACUGUUAGAAAUGGCAAGAAGGCUGAAUCUCCCACUUCAGAUAAGACUCUAUGCCAUGUUCCUGAAACCGAUGCUAGUAAGAAAAAUACCAUGGCCAAUGAUGUGCCUAAAAGAAGAAAAGUGGUAAAGACACGGAUUGAUGAGCGGGGAAGAGAAGUCACUGAAGUUGUUUGGGAGGGUGAGGAGGAAGGUACAAAAUCUAAUAAUAAUAAUAAUAAUUCAGCCAAAAUUGCUGACAAUAAUUCAGUGAGCAAUGCAAUUAACAGGCCCCCGGUUGUUCGUAAAUCGCCAGCAGUGGGGAAUGCUGCUCCAGCAAAUCAAGCCGGGAAAGCUGGAAAUAAAAAGGCAGCAGCGAAGGAUCCAAAGCAAGGGAAUCUCUUCUCAUUUUUCAAGAAGGUUUGAGGAAAUGAGGCAAAGAUUAUCAGCAUCUAGAUAAAUGCGAUUGAUUUUGUAAAGUCCUCUUAACCAUGUAAGUACGAGUUCAGAUCUCUUAUAAUUUUCGCUAUUUUGUUAGCCAUUUCAUUGAUGGUUGAGUUUGAGUACACGAAGUGACUAAUGUGAAAUUGAUUGAGUUUUGCUGUAUCAUAUUAGGAUCAGAUUACUGCUCC
Salvia miltiorrhiza (redroot sage) is the source of this 1956-nucleotide messenger RNA. RefSeq lists its product as uncharacterized. NCBI's taxonomy places the organism in Eukaryota, Viridiplantae, Streptophyta, Magnoliopsida, Lamiales, Lamiaceae. Gene Ontology annotation, molecular function: DNA-directed DNA polymerase activity. Gene Ontology annotation, biological process: DNA synthesis involved in UV-damage excision repair; DNA replication; DNA strand elongation involved in DNA replication. Bases 173 to 1750 code for a protein of 525 amino acids. The record is from RefSeq and is a predicted model, not a curated record. Gene Ontology annotation, cellular component: delta DNA polymerase complex; nucleus. The transcript is spliced from 8 exons.